Molecule: messenger RNA, 1521 nt
Organism: Microsporum canis CBS 113480
Lineage: Eukaryota; Fungi; Ascomycota; Eurotiomycetes; Onygenales; Arthrodermataceae
Exons: 1
Coding region: 1-1521 (506 amino acids)
Biological process (GO): regulation of DNA-templated transcription
Cellular component (GO): nucleus
Molecular function (GO): transcription cis-regulatory region binding; DNA-binding transcription factor activity, RNA polymerase II-specific; zinc ion binding
Source: RefSeq, a predicted model, not a curated record
AUGUUAAGAGACCUAAAAUUUGUGACCAAGCCAGUCAACGAUGCGCCCCAUGGCCAAAAGAGAAAGACAAUGCAGACAUGUUCAUCUGAAGCACGGUUACGGUUGGCCUGUAAUCGUUGCCACGCACAAAAAUUGAGAUGCCUACGCUCCGAAGGCACCGAGCCAGGGAAUAAAUGCGACCGCUGUCGACGUGCAUCUGUCCUGUGUGUCUAUAGCCCUCCAAAUCGUAUAGGCCGACCUGCAAGAACUGGAAAAACACCCACAACCUCGUCUGCCGAUUCUUUAAAAUCAGAUGGCCAGAGUAGUUUGCGGAACGCGCCUCAACAGCAUUCCCCAAAAUCUCCAUCUCCAGGUCCUCAGCCACGGUUCCCUCCCAGGCAGGGGUCUUCAAUUGACUCUAUGACUGAAGAUUCAGGGAUGUUUGAUUUUCACUGGGAUGGAUCUGAUAUUAAAGUUGAUAUGGUAUCUUAUUACAACAACGAUAUGCCAUCUCUAGAGAGUUCCAUCGCUCUAUUUACUGAGAAUACAUCUAUUCUGGAAGAAAUAUCUCAAAAUACAUAUAUGUCGGAGGAAAUAUCUGGAAUACCGUCACCUACUGAUAGGUCCUGUGGUGCUCCAGGGAAUCAACUUUUUGCCAUGGAGAAAUCUCGCGAUAGUUAUGUUCGAGAACUUACAACUUUAGGGCUAACUCAAUAUGACCAGCUCCGCCAUCUAGAGCGAAUGAGAAAUUGUGCUGGUGAUAAUAGAAAGGCAUUAUUUACUCGGCUGCACGGUUAUCCGAUACAUGAUAUGCUGGAGCAGGUUCAAAAGCUCACCGAGAUAAUAAGGCAGCUAAUGCCAGUGCCAGAAUAUGGAAGCGGGUUGUUUGGUGUGUCUCCGGAUGCUGUCAGUGAACCUAUCCCGGAGCUGGACUCUUCUCUAUUCACCAACAACACAAUGGCGAAUGAAUUUUCUGACAUAUUGGUACAACCAUUUUCGGAUACCUCCUGUUUAAGCUCCGGUGGUAGCAGCAGCCGGUUAUCACCUAUAACACCGAGCAAGCCGGCCCCCAUAGACACUUCAACGAUCCUCCUAUUUGUUUCGUGUUACCUCCGACUAGCCCAGUCAUUUGCCUUGUUCUUUACGGACCUUCAUGCCUUUCUUGUUUUUCCAAGUGUUAUUGAUCCCAUACCUUCAGAUAUGACCCGGUUAUUUCCUGGCCUCAAGCUUGGCUCAUUUCAGUCAUAUGUAGGAGUGGGUCUUGAGAUAUCCAUUGUCGUUCAAGUCAGUGAACGUAUGCUGCACCGCCUACAUAGCUCACUUGGCCUAUCCUGGGGGCAAUGCGACUCUGAAAACUCUUUCAGCCAUCACUUCCCGACGGGCACCUGGAACAAUGCGGAGGCUAUUACCCCAGUUAUGAUCAGAGCAAUUCAGGCGCAGGAGAGGAUAGAGGCCCGGGACGAGAGAGGAGACACAUUCACACGACUAUUACUGAUAAUAGAGGGCGUCAAAAAGUUGAUGAAGUCGCAGCCGCUUCUAUAA